CAAAAAAGCAAACACUUUUCACCCACAUUACCCAGCCAUGGCGCACCGCUUCCGCUGCGCACCCCUAGCGCGCUCUAUCUCCUCCGCCUCCUCGUCCUCUACUGCGCCCGUCCUCUGGCAAACCCCAACCCAACCGUCCUCCACUCUACAGAUCCUCUCCUGGGGCAGGGGCAGCUCCGGCCAGCUCGGUGGCGGCAUCGAAGAGAUCCGAUUCUACCCCACGCCCCUGGCCUCUCUCCUCCUCCCUCCCAAUUUCCGCCUCGCCCCUGUCUCCGGCCGUCUCCCGGACGCCGGCGCCUCGUCAUCGCCCGUCGAGGUUGGCAUUUCCUGCGGUCUUUUCCACUCGUCCGUGCUUGUAGAUGGCAGGUUCUGGGUCUGGGGUAAGGGCGAUGGAGGCAGGCUCGGCCUCGGCCAUGAAAAUUCUGUCUUUGUCCCCACUCAAAACCCUAAUCUUGACGGUGUGAGGAUCAUUGCUCUCGGUGGGCUCCAUUCGGUUGCUCUUACUUCCCAUGGCGAUGUCUUCACAUGGGGUUAUGGUGGAUUUGGUGCUCUUGGCCAUUCUGUUUAUCAUAGGGAAUUGCUGCCAAGGCUCGUGAAAGGUGCUUGGAAUGGGAAAAUAUCUCAUCUUGCAACUAGUGGAACUCAUACUGCAGCUGUUGCUGACUCAGGCGAACUUUAUACUUGGGGUCGAGAUGAGGGGGAUGGUAGACUGGGCCUUGGUGCCGGUGGUGGCCCAGAUGAGACGGGUGCUCUUGGCACUCCUUCUAGAGUACAUGCCUUACCUGUGCCUGUUGUGGCUGUUUCUUGUGGUGGUUUUUUCACAAUGGCGUUGACUUCAGAGGGGAAGCUUUGGAGUUGGGGAGCAAACUCCAACUUUGAACUAGGUAGGGGCGAUAAAGUCAGUGACUGGAGACCACAACCAGUUCCCAGCCUCCAAGAUGAUCGUAUUAUUCAAAUAGCAAGUGGCGGUUAUCAUUCUCUUGCAUUAACUGAUCAGGGUAAAGUCCUUUCUUGGGGCCAUGGGGGUCAGGGUCAGUUGGGUCAUUCUUCUUUACAGAAUCAGAAGGUUCCAGCAGUGAUUGAGGCUUUAGCAGAGGAACACAUUGUCUAUAUUGCAUGUGGAGGUUCAUCAUCAGCUGCUAUCACUGAUAAAGGGAAGUUAUACAUGUGGGGGAAUGCAAGAGAUUGCCAACUUGGCGUUCCUGGGCUGCCAGAAGCACAGACUUCACCCAUUGAAGUUAAAUUCCUGAUGGACGAUGAGGAAUUGGGCCCCCAUCAUGUGCUUUCGGUUACGGUUGGUGCAUCUCAUGCCAUGUGCUUGGUCUCAAGGACGCCCGGAUCUCAGAUCUGAAAUUCAUUUACCAAUUGCCAGCAAGCUGCAUGCAGUUGCAAUCAAGAAGCUGAGGCUCUCUGGAGGAUUUGCAUCUCCUACUCAGAAGAGCAUGUCAAAGUGCAGAUGGAGGAGACAUGAGAUUUUGAGGUGGUGGGCCAUAGCACAGCUCAGUAGUUUUUCCAAGGGAUUACAGCUAGAAAGGAAAAGGUUGGCUGCCAAUGCACCGUAUUCAUCCAUUAAUGUGCAGAAUGGCUUAUGGUGCAUUUGGAUGCAUCCAUAAUUACAAGCGGAACGAUUGGUUAUCCUCUCCACUAUGUGUUUGGGGCAGCAUGGAAAACAUAACUGCAUAAUCUGGUGUGGCAUUUUCUGCUUGAAAUCAAUAAGACCUGAAGUGUUUUUGAAAUCGAUUUGAGUGUGAAAACCAUCCACAUGCUUGACCUUUCUGGGACAUCCAAAUGCAGCGUUGAACAGGUUGUGCCGACCAAGGAACUGGAUUAAAGCAGCAGCUAAGUGCAAAGGUGCAACUGCCCGUGGUAAUACCACCUGGUUAAAUUUAGUUUUCAUGAGCUGAGUUUGAAGUUUCUUGGAUGCUGAUACUUGGCAAGAUGCUUAACCAAACACCAGUGGAACAUGUAGAGUAAGCUUUCAUGGCUCUGCAUUUUCUUUUC
This is a messenger RNA of Magnolia sinica, 2001 nucleotides long. RefSeq names its product RCC1 domain-containing protein RUG3, mitochondrial. Lineage: Eukaryota; Viridiplantae; Streptophyta; Magnoliopsida; Magnoliales; Magnoliaceae. The coding region runs from base 38 to 1351 and encodes 437 amino acids. The record is from RefSeq and is a predicted model, not a curated record. The transcript has 6 exons.